ACAAAUUAAAAACUUCACUUUUCUUUCCAUAUCAUUCUCAGAAUAUGUUUGCUCAAUUAUAUAUUAUAUAUAUUUUCUUUUUGGUUUCAGCUGCAGUAGGAAUACCUGUAGUAAAUUUACAAAAUCAGACUUUUAGUACUGAUGGUCUUGUACCCACUAGGCCUAAAUGCACUGAUCCUAAUAAUGCUAAAUAUAAAAGCUCCGUUUGCGCUACAAGGAAAUUAGCGAGGGUUUCAUGUGAAUCUAAUGAUAAUCCAGGCACAGUUGUAGAUACUAAUUUUAGCUGUGGAGAUGGCGAAUCUUGUGUUGAUAUUACUUCAAAUGAUGUAUUAUGUGUUGACGAAAACAAUGCUCUAGUAUGGGAAAAUAAUCAUUAUUCUGGAUUUGCAUGUUCAGCACCUGUUUUAUUAGUGCCACCACAUGAGUCUUUUCAACUUGUAGCUGGAAUGACAACAUAUUCAACAACUGGGGAUCCAAUACAAGUAGUUGUGCUAUUAGCAAAAUAUGGCGAUAACGAAUCACGUGAAUUUGUAGGACACCAAAAUAAUUUCACCUUCGCUAUUAAUCAAGGAAAUUUUUCUAAAAAUUUGAGUUUCUGCUUCGCUGCAGGCAACGAAGAGGAAAUACAAGCUGUAGCUUCUCUAGGAUAUGUUCUUCUCUAG
Messenger RNA from Rhizophagus irregularis DAOM 181602=DAOM 197198, 662 nucleotides. RefSeq lists its product as uncharacterized. Lineage: Eukaryota; Fungi; Glomeromycota; Glomeromycetes; Glomerales; Glomeraceae. The record is from RefSeq and is a predicted model, not a curated record.